UUCCAAUUCAAUUCACAGGUGCCAUGGCAACCUUUAAAGCCUUUGAAGUUUUGUGACCUCAAAGCGAAAGAACAUUGUAGGUUUAAGUUAGUACACUACAUUUAACAGAUCGAACUAGACAAGCACUUGUGAAAUCUAGCAGUUAAAAGAGAUAAUCUACUUUAUGUUCCAUUGUAGAUCCGCGGCGUCACCGUCCACAUCUUCACUGACAAAUACACACAACAGAGACCAAACAGCAGACCCCAUGGACAAGUACGAAAUAAUACAGACCAUUGGGGAGGGCGUUUACGGGGAGGUCAUGAAAUGCCUCAAUAAACAAACGGGGCAAAUCGUGGCUUUAAAAAAGGUAAAAGCGUCCGAUGAAGUAGAUGACGUGGUAAACCAAGAGAUUUCAAUGCUCAACGCAAUCAGACAUUUCGACCCGGAUAAAUGUAACUUCAUCCGGUUUCAUAAUCACGUUCAAUCUGUUGUGGUGGAGCACUACUUAGAGUUUGAGAUGCUGGACCAGAGCGUCUGGGACCUCAUGGUGAAGCGACACCACGCGGGGUUUUCGUUGAGCGAGGUCCGCACCAUGGCCAGACAGCUCCUAGUCGCAUUAGACAGUCUGCGCAGCAUUGGGGUCAUUCAUACCGAUAUUAAGCCGGACAAUAUCAUGUUAGUGGAUCACACGAAGAAGCCGUUUAAGCUCAAGCUAAUCGACUUCGGGUUGGCGAUCCACAAAGAGACAGUGAAAUUAGGCUGUAACAUGCAGGCCCGAUUGUACAGAGCCCCAGAGGUCAUUUGUGCCAACCGCUGA
Messenger RNA from Boleophthalmus pectinirostris (great blue-spotted mudskipper), 796 nucleotides. RefSeq names its product homeodomain-interacting protein kinase 4-like. The coding region runs from base 164 to 796 and encodes 210 amino acids. The transcript has a single exon. The record is from RefSeq and is a predicted model, not a curated record. Gene Ontology annotation, cellular component: nucleus; cytoplasm. Lineage: Eukaryota; Metazoa; Chordata; Actinopteri; Gobiiformes; Gobiidae. Gene Ontology annotation, molecular function: protein tyrosine kinase activity; ATP binding; protein serine/threonine kinase activity. Gene Ontology annotation, biological process: peptidyl-threonine phosphorylation; peptidyl-serine phosphorylation.